Molecule: messenger RNA, 4126 nt
Organism: Patella vulgata (common limpet)
Lineage: Eukaryota; Metazoa; Mollusca; Gastropoda; Patellidae
Product: ER membrane protein complex subunit 8
Exons: 5
Coding region: 8-604 (198 amino acids)
Cellular component (GO): EMC complex
Source: RefSeq, a predicted model, not a curated record
AUUAAAAAUGGCGGAUGUCACGCUGAACGUGCAAGCGUAUUGUAAAGUCAUACUUCACGCCGCCAAAUAUCCACAUGCGGGUGUUUGUGGUGUCUUGUUGGCAGAAGAGAAUAAAGUAAAGGAAUCAAAAUCUCUAAAAUUCGUAGACUGUGUGCCUCUCUUCCAUAUAUCGCUUGGUUUGGCACCGAUGUUGGAAGCUGCACUUCUUCAGAUUGAAGGUUAUUGUAAAACAAAAGGUUUAGUGAUAGGAGGAUAUUAUCAAGCUAAUCCAAACUAUGAUGAUCAAAUGUUAAAUCAUUCGGCUAAAACAGUAGGAAGAAAACUAUCUGACCAUAUACCUGAAGCAUGCGUAUUUAUGAUUGAUAAUAGAAGAAUAUUUCCUGAAAGUGUAUCAGAAGCCUAUAAGGUUUAUUUAUUUAAGGAUAAUAAUUUUAAAGAAUCCGAUAAAAGAGAAACAGUAGAAGAAGACACCAUACAGAAAGCAUCAGAUUUAUUACGUGCAGAAGCUUAUAGAAAACUAAUAGACUUUGAUAAUCAUUUAGAUGAUUUAAGUAAUGACUGGAGAAAUCUAGAAAUUAAUCAAUUAAUUAGUCAGUGUGUCUAGUAAUUAAACAAAUUAUUUAUCUUAUUAUGAAUAUCUAUUAUCAAAAAUAAACAUUGUCAUACAUUAUUAAAUAUAUUUGGGUGAUUCUCUUAUCAUAUCUUGUAAUAGCAUUUAAGGAGGUUAAUUCUUUAAAUGCCAUCUAGAACUAUGGUAUGUGUCUAGAUAUAACUACUUCUCUGUUAUAGGAGUUUGUCAAUUGUUAUUCAAAUCUCAUCAUAUUAAUACACACAAUAUACAAAAUUUCAUGGUCACUGCAAUUUGUAACCUUGAAGUUGCUGAUCGUGGGGCAUUAUUCUUACAAUUUGCAUUUUCUGUGGCUUAAUCCACACUAAAAUGUACUCAAAUUGAUUAUUUAAAAUUUAAUUUAAAGAAGAAAACCAGUAGAUAUCUCCUGGGUUGGAUGCAAUUGGUUUAAAAGAGGCCCAUCAAAAGAUAUUACCCAGUAGUUAUGGCUGGCUUAUAUUGUCAGUUCACUAUAUCUUUUUAAAUACUGAACAGAAUUAAACUAUUUUUGAACUGUGUUCCUUUUUAAAGAUUUAACUUUCACAAUAUUGUAGUUUGCAAGAGAUUAGAAAUCCUGCAAAUGAUGAUCAUCAGCUUUAAAUUUUUAUGAAGGAAUCUUUGUGUUUUGUCCUUAAUAACACAAUUACAGGACAUAAAGCACUGGACUUUAGUAAUUGAUUGUAAUAAUGAAUAUUUGUAAUAUUUAUUUCCUCAUACAUCUUUUUUGAAUUUCUUUUAUUUUUGAUUUAAACCAUGGAUUUGAUUGACUUAUCAUUUAGUUGUAAUCUAAGUUGCUUAAUUGUGUCAUGGGUGAGAUAUAACCAUUUAUUUAUACUAUUUGAUUCUAGUGAGAAGGGGGAGGGGGGGGGGGCAUUAAACUUCAGGCUUAUGCAAAACAAUAACUAAAUGCAGUUGGAAUCUGCUGCUCAAUUUAUAAUUAUUUUAUUUUUUUGUAUUGGUAGGUUUAAUAAUCCGAUAAAUUGAAUGGUUAAUUCCCUUGUAUAGGGUUUGUUGUUUUAAUUGCUAUAGUAUACAAAGGAUAUAUGUUAUGUUUGUAUAUAAAUAAUUGUACAUUUAUGAAUGUAUAGCAUUUUAUUUCCCCAAAGAAAUCGUGGAAUAAUAAUAAUACUGAUAUUGUAUAUACACGGUAUAUAAGCACGGCUGUAAGUAAAGCUGAUUGUCGAUGAGCGUACUGAAAUUGUCUGUUAUAAUGGUAAGUUGAGAGGAAAAAUGUGUUUUAUUUAAAGGCAUGAAUUUUUUUUUGAAAAGGAAUAGAAAUGAAAGUGGCUAAUUGAACAGAUCCAUAUGGACACAGACUAGUAAUUUUUUCUCCAUUGCAAAGUGGGUAAGACGCUGGCUCACUACUAGCCUGGAGGUCGCGGUCUAGUUGUUCGGAUGUGACGAAAAACCGAGGUCCCGUGUACACGUAAAAGAUCCCUUGACAGUUGGAAUUCGAUAUAAAAGUAGGCCAUUGUGUCACUGUCCGGGCAAAAUUUCCCUCAUAGCACACUGUCUGGUGUAUGCCUGUCUUCAUUAGCCCAGUUCGGAGCAGAACAGUAGGACGUUAAACUUCAUUUCAUUUCUCUCCAUUGACUUCAAUGUUAAAUGCAUGCCAUUUAUUGGCCUAUAUGUAUAACAUAUUUUGGAGCAUUCUGAUGACUUUAAUCUUUAUAACCACAAAGAGCCCAACAUUUCUCAGUCAUCUGAUAACAAUAUUGAAGGGGGGGAGGGGGAGGCAUCCAGUCAGAGGAAUCUAUAGUCUCUGACAUGAUUUUCGUACGGUUUCCCUAAUUCAUGCCUGUUGAUGUCCCGUUAUGUCUGCAUCAGAUCAUUAAUAUUCACCAAAACUGGACAAAAAAUAUAAAUUUGAUUCAGAACCAAAAGUAUCCAAAAAAGGGGAGAAAAAGAAUUGCUAUAAAUAGCUGAACUACAUUCAUGGUUACAGAGAUACUAGUCUGAGUCCAUAUCCACAAAUAUAGACACAGGGUUAUUAUUUACUGCUGUCAAUUUUUUGUUUAAAAUUGGUGAAAGAGAAUAUAAAUGAUAAUAUUGCUUUAUAAAUAUGAUAAAUUUGCGGUUGUUUAAUGUCAAAAUUCAAAAUUAAGGGCAUUGAUUUUAGAUAUUCAGUUAAAUAUAAAUGAUAUUUUAUGUAUAAAGUAUGGUAAUACUGUGAAAUAUAAUUACUGUGUAAUGUUUCAGGUAGGAUUCAUCUUUAUCAAAGGCCUGUAUUUUCAUUUUAUUUACUAAAUGCAUAAAACAGUUUUAUAAAAUGAUAGUGUGCUUAAAAAUGUUGAUUCAUUGAAGUGUAUGUAUGAUUAUCACAUGUAAGAUAUAAAUUACCAUAUAUGUUAGUCUCAGAAUGACCAAAGCAUUGUUUUGAGGUGUAUACUCAUUCCUUUGAUUCUCCUGACAAUUACAAAACAAUCUGAUUAAAACACAGAUCCUAUUUUGUUUUUUUUUUUUUUUUUUGUAGUUCAAAAUUUCGUUUUACUUGUUUUUACUACACAAGGAUCUGGAAAAGUUGUUAUAUUACUGGCAUUCUGAUUGAAGUGAGGGAUUAGCCAAUGAAAUGGUCUGUUACAGCAAGUUCUUGGCGUGCGUUACACUGAACUGUGGGUAAACCACUAGAAAUGUCAUCGCUGAUUGAUUAAUCAAUGUCGGACGUCGUAGGGUCAAAAGCCGCUUGUAUGACCCCUGACACGACCUUCUAGUACAACUGUUCAGAUCUUCAUGUAGUGUAGGCCAUCGAAAGUAUAAUAAAAUGAAACGAAAUGUAGAUCUGUAUUUUAAUCAGAUUGAUUACGAAGUAGAGAAUUUUAAGUGUUUAACAUGAAGAUUCUAUAGCAUUUAUUUCAUCAUCACAAAUUAAUGUUUGGUAAUGACAUUAUAAAAACAAAACUCUUAAAACUUACACAGGAUAUUUUUUGUCACUAGCCUUUCUAGAAAGCAGGGGUUUAUUAAAGUUGGUUUGUUUGUCCGUUUGCUUAACACAAUAACUCAAUCAUUUUUAAAAUUGGUUUAGAUAUUUAGGUGAGUAUCUAGAGUUUAAUAAACAUUUUUGAGGAUGCAAGACCAAUUAACAGUUGGUUUUGUCAGUGCUUUGGAACAUGAUCAUGAGAGUGAUGAACCAAAAAAGUCCUCCAUGCUUUAUAAAAACAAUCUUUAAGUAAUUAGUUAGCUAUUUUGGGAUUGAGGCGGUGUCCUCACUGUUGACUUUUCUCCCAAUUAUUAUCCAUUGUAACUUUUGAUUGUCUUGAGCUGUGGUGACUAAGAUAUAUUUGAUUAAAAGCUAACCCUGCAUCGACUGAGAAUGGCUAAAUGUUUCUCCUUUUCUUUUUGAGUGUGAAUAAUAUGAGAGAUUGUUAUUUGUCUGUAUAAAUAUGUUUUAGAUGGAUCUCUUGUAUAUAUAUAUACAAAAAAUGAAUUAUUAAUAAUUGUAUAUGUAUAUAUGUCUAUUAUUAAAUCAUACACUGUUUUAUUUAUUCAUCCUUUUCUAAAUAAAUUAAAACUGUAUAAAAA